CGUUAAGCAAGGAGGGAGGUGGAGCUGGUGUAGGAGCAUAGGGAGUAAGGAAAAGGGGGGAUUAUGGGAAGAGUGAAAGAAGGAGGUGAUUGCUGGGCAGAAGGAAAACAUAUAAAGAGGGAGAGAGCAAGACGGACAGAGAAGGUGGAAGCAAGACGAGGAGAAAGAAGCUCAGUCAUUGUCCGAUAAAGGUUUCAAACUUCUCUAAGAAACAGCAUGAUGGCUGCCAUGAGGGAUCUUCUUUCCCCCCUCGGAAUCAUAUGCCUGGUUUUCAUCAGGGGUUACUGCCCCCUGCCUAUGGCCUUACAAGGAAUGCAUCCCAUGAGAACUCGUGGACCAAGUUCACAUUCAUCCGAGGAUCAGUUUGUUUCCACUGAAGAUUACAGUCAAUACGAAGAUAUAGUCACCACUACUUCAUCCAAGAGGUUGACUCCAGGUGGAGGGACCCUUCAGCAGUGUGACUACGAUCCCUGUCUUGAAGGCCAGACCUCCUGUUUUCAGCUUGCAAUCUCCACCCACUGCUUGUGUCGAGGGCUCCCUUUGAAUGAGGUUCCAAAAGCACCCAGCCUAAGUUCAGUAUCUUGGAAUGGGUCCAAAGUUGUCCUUAAGUGGUGCGCACCUUAUUCACAUGUCACGGCCUAUAUUGUGACUGUUGGGGGGGAAGAGAGGAUGACAUUUGGGGAGGGCGAAAGAAGCGGAGCAGUGGGUGACAUUGACGACAUAGCAGAAGUUUGUGUGAAGGCCGUAAACAAUGCUGGAGCCAGUGAUGGAUCCUGUAUGAUUUACCAUCCCAAGGAUAACAACCUGGCUCUGACAGCAGGGCUCAUCGGAGGAGCCCUGGGCUUCUUGUUGCUCGUCUUGCUGGUCAUCCUGUUGUGGAGGCAAAGGAAACAGGAGGCCACCAUCUCUAUGAGCAACACAGCUGAGACACAGUGAACAGGAAACACCACGAGACUCAUUGAGAAAAAUCUGCCCUAUGAAACUCUUCAGCGUUAUUGCAGUUAAUUAACUGUGAAAACAUGAUAACAUCUCUGAGGUUUCCCGCACCAAGAAGCUUUCUUAAAACAAGAGGAAGCAGGGUUUAUCCUUUCGCAUGAAUACAUCGAACUGGCUGCGUUCAUCGCCUAAUGCCUUGUCCAUCCUGAAAACCCCUCGGUGCAUUCAAGGGGGUUCCACAUCCAUUAGAGAUGCAUUAAAAAUAUUCACAGCAUUCAUUAGUUGCAUUUUUUUUUUUUUUUUUAGAAAUAAAACCCUGAA
Molecule: messenger RNA, 1257 nt
Organism: Archocentrus centrarchus (flier cichlid)
Lineage: Eukaryota; Metazoa; Chordata; Actinopteri; Cichliformes; Cichlidae
Product: leucine-rich repeat neuronal protein 4
Exons: 2
Coding region: 217-936 (239 amino acids)
Source: RefSeq, a predicted model, not a curated record